Molecule: messenger RNA, 2529 nt
Organism: Annulohypoxylon truncatum
Lineage: Eukaryota; Fungi; Ascomycota; Sordariomycetes; Xylariales; Hypoxylaceae
Product: putative allantoate permease
Exons: 3
Coding region: 167-1792 (541 amino acids)
Biological process (GO): transmembrane transport; dipeptide transport; allantoate transport
Cellular component (GO): plasma membrane
Molecular function (GO): dipeptide transmembrane transporter activity; allantoate transmembrane transporter activity
Source: RefSeq, a predicted model, not a curated record
AAGAACGCGUAUGACCUAUCGCUUUUCAGGGAAGACGUUAUCUGGCCUGGGUAUCAAUAACGCCGGGAAUGGCCGAUCAGAAUCGACUUCGGAAGCAAACCCGAUGAUUCGCUAAAGAUUAUCAUCCUGGUCUGCGCUAGUAGGCAGGCCGAUAUCUACAAAGACUAUGGCAUUACCUCGCGACGAGGAGCCGCUGCUUCGAACUGUUCAUCCAGAGUCAAGUUGUCGUCAAAAUUAUUCUACUAUGACUUCAGCAGAGGAGAGCUCGGGAGCGGGAGCUGCUGUGCCUGCCAAUACUGGCGAUGAAGGGGUUGGCAACAUCGACGAAAAUGAGGCCCGUCGCAUAUUACGGCGCAUUGAUUGGCGCAUCAUGCCGCUUCUUUUCCUCAUCUACGCCCUAAACUUCAUGGACAAGACUAUCUUGUCCAGCGCAUCAGUCUUCGGUCUGAGACAGGAUACUCAUCUUGAAGGGUCGAAUUACUCUUGGGUGUCUAGCGUCUUCUACUUCGGCUACUUUCUCUGGGCUUAUCCAACCACCCUGCUGAUCGCUCGCUUGCCCGUCGCUAAAUAUCUGGCUGCUAAUACUUUUGUCUGGGGCGCGGUAGUCGCCUUGACCGCCGCUUGCACCAACUACGGCGGCCUGAUUACCGUGAGGUUCUUCCUGGGUGUCGCGGAAGCGACCGUUUCACCGGCUUUGAUGUUCAUCACAUCUACAUGGUACACACGAGACGAGAUCCCGACAAGGACCGGCAUAUGGUUUGCCGGUAACUCUGUUGGUGGCAUCGUCUCGUCACUUCUCGCCUACGGACUCGGUCAUAUCACCGACAACAUCCACCCGUGGCGCUGGAUGUUUAUCGUGCUAGGCGUCGCAACAUUCCUACUCGGAUUUGGAGUCCUUUUCCUGCUUCCUGACACGAUUUCAAAUGCCAAGUUCCUAACGCCUGAAGAACGGCAAUGGGCGGGCGACCGAGUUGUGAUAGCCGGUACGGGCCGUACGGAGAAGACUACUUGGAAGUGGGAUCAGACCGUCGAGUGUCUGCAAGAUCCCAAAACGUGGUUAAUCUGGUCUAUCGCGUUACUCUGCCAGAUCCCUAACGGCGGUACCCAGAAUUUCGCCAACUUAGUAAUCACGUCGUUUGGGUUCACGUCGCUCCAGUCGACGCUUAUCAACAUCCCCUAUUCCAUCAUAUCCGUAAUAGCAAUUUCCGGAACCGGUUGGCUAGCCGGACGCUUCCGAUCACUGAAUUGCAUUCUCAUCGGUCUCAUCGUUAUACCGCCAGUAAUUGGAUCCGCGCUGAUCGGGAAACGAAGCUCGAUUCCCCAUGGCGUUUCUCUAUUUGGGUAUUUCCUCCUAUCUACCGGACCGGCAGCCCUGCCCCUUCUCUUGUCCCUUAUCCAAUCCAAUUAUCGCGGCGUCACGAAGAAGAUGACUAUGACCGCAUUGCUCUUUAUUGCUUAUUGUACCGGAAAUAUCGUUGGUCCUCAAUUAUUCAUAUCCUCCGAGGAGCCUACCUACGACACGGCGUUCCGCGCCAUCAUGAUCUGUUACGCCUUAGUUGUCUGUCUCGCCGCGCUUCUUAGGUUUUAUUUACAGUUUGUCAAUACGCGAAGACAACGGGAGGAGGGAAUCGAAGGUAGCGCCGGGGCAUCAGGUGCCGUCGGUGGUGGUAAGGUGGUCGACGUCGUCGAUUCCCGCAACGUGACCGAGGCAGUCAACGAAGUUCAGCUCAGACCGGAGGAUUACGAGGACGUGUCGGACUGGAAGACUUUCGGUUUCCGCUACAGGCUCUAGCAUCGGUCUGGCGAGAACAAUCGGCCUAACAAGAGGAUAUCUAUUAGAUGCUAGCCGGAGAGCAGACAUGAUUCCAAGAAGCAUACCUAUUCGAUAAUCUAAGCCCACGGAAUUUCGAAUUUCAGAGCAUGCCUCGAUAAGAUGUUCUACAUCUCUACUAACUUUAUGGGGAUCAAUAAUUUGCAGCAAUUCGUCUAUCCAGAUCUACCUAGAUACCUUGACUUGGACCUUAUAGAGAAACGACUCGAGACUUUGAAGUCCAGCUACACGGCGACUGCUGCCCGAGGACCAACACCACUAAUUUCGCUACAUAGGAACCUCUACAUAAGACGAGAGCCGUGUCACUCGAAUUACGUAUCUGGUAGUCACCAUAAGCUCAUGCCUAGAAUAGGCCUCGAUCUACGAUUAAUGACCUGGCAGCAUCUUGUAUCUUCUAAGACGUUGAUUCGCGAGAGCCGCGUCGUAAUAUUGCUAAUAUUAUCAUACCAAUCACGAUUCUUCGUCCAAGCUGUGAUGGAGGCUCAACGUGAGCUUAACUCAAAUUACUCGCAUAACUAACGCUUAGAGGGGUUGGACUGCAUGUUUCUAAGGAUGAUACGGCACCGAGGCUCGAUAUGGUGACCAAUCAAGCAGCCAUUGCUGGUCCCAAGCCAACCAUCACGAACCAAAGGAACUCGGUUCCCUGGGUCCUGGAUCUAUCAAUUUACAGAGCAGCUGCGGAACUAACCCGACUCUGC